UACCAGCACAAGGAUUUAGCACAACGAGAUGUUAUCACUGUGUUUGCCUCGUUUAAUGAUUUGAAACCAAAAAUUGAGAAAUAUGCCUUUAAUGAUGGAUCAGUUAAGGAUUUGCUGUGUAUUGAUGGAACUAUUCCUGUCCAUUAUAAAGGGUCAAGAUACAACAUCCCCAUUUGUGUUUACGUGAUGGACACACAUCCAUACAAUCCACCAAUGUGCUUUGUAAGGCCAACUAAAGACAUGUUGAUUAAACCGUCGAAGCAUGUGGAUGCCAACGGCCGUAUUUAUUUACCCUAUUUGCACGAAUGGAAAUACCCAAAUUCAGACUUGAUUGGUCUCAUACAAGUCAUGAGUGUUGUGUUCGGUGAAGCCUCACCAGUAUACGCAAAGCCACCUCAAGCAGCUCCACCCCGUCCUCAAUAUCCUCCUGGAGGAUCCCCACAUGCCCAACAAAAUGUACCCUACCCCACAAAUACAGGUUUCAUGCCAAUGCCAAAUGCAGGUGGACCUCAACCAAGCUCCAGCUUCUAUCCCCCACAGAAUCCUCCAACAAGUACAUACCAAGGCCCUGGCUACCCCUAUCCAGGGGCAAAGCCUGUUUACCCUCCAUCAACUACUGCAUACUCCUAUAAUCAGAACCCUUCCCAAGUGUAUCCAAGCAACAGUCAGGCUCAGACAAGUGCAGCAAAACCUGUUUCAAAGCAGAGUAGUUUACCAGAUGAUCAGAUAAAAGCGUCAAUACUGUCAGCAGUUGAGGACAAGUUGAAACGACGAUGUAGAGAGGUCUUAGCUGAAAUGUCGGUAAGUCUUGCAGUCAGUAGUGAAUGCCUGUCGACCUUAGCUUUUAGCGUGUCUUGAUUUCAGAUAUAUCUG
Anneissia japonica is the source of this 873-nucleotide messenger RNA. RefSeq names its product tumor susceptibility gene 101 protein-like. Gene Ontology annotation, biological process: protein transport; protein modification process; endosome to lysosome transport. The record is from RefSeq and is a predicted model, not a curated record. Gene Ontology annotation, cellular component: ESCRT I complex. NCBI's taxonomy places the organism in Eukaryota, Metazoa, Echinodermata, Crinoidea, Comatulida, Comatulidae. Gene Ontology annotation, molecular function: ubiquitin binding.